GAUGGCACUGCCAUCAUGGCAGCAUUAAUAAAACACAGAAAAAACAAGUUUUUAUAGAUUUAAAUUAAAAUAAAAUAAAAAUUAAAUGAAAGCAACAGUUUUUUCAUUAAUAAUACAAAGUAAAACAGUAAAAUUGGAGAAAAAAAUAAUUUAUUUUUCGUAAAACAACCUAACCUCACUUUCAUUGUUUACAUCAUUCGCAGACCUCUGACAAAAUCUCUUUUGCUACGAUUUAUAGUAAAAUAACAAUGCAAAAGUAUGAGAAACUGGAAAAAAUUGGUGAAGGCACAUACGGGACGGUAUUUAAAGCGAAAAAUAGGGAAUCUUUAGAGAUAGUAGCUUUAAAGAGGGUGAGAUUGGAUGAUGAUGAUGAAGGGGUACCUUCAUCGGCUCUAAGAGAGAUUUGUUUGCUCAAAGAGUUAAAACAUAAGAAUAUUGUGAGGCUGUAUGAUGUGUUGCAUAGCGAUAAAAAGUUAACCUUGGUUUUUGAGCACUGUGAUCAGGAUUUAAAGAAGUAUUUUGAUAGUUUGAAUGGUGAUAUUGAUUUGGAUGUUGUGAAAUCGUUUAUGUUUCAAUUGUUAAGAGGUUUGGCGUUUUGUCAUAGUCACAAUGUUUUGCAUAGAGAUUUAAAGCCUCAAAAUUUGUUGAUUAACAAGAAUGGGGAGUUGAAAUUGGCUGAUUUUGGUUUGGCUAGAGCUUUUGGAAUACCAGUUAAAUGUUACUCAGCUGAGGUGGUUACAUUGUGGUAUAGACCUCCAGAUGUUUUAUUUGGGGCUAAAUUAUACACUACGUCAAUUGAUAUGUGGUCUGCAGGCUGUAUUUUUGCGGAGUUAGCAAAUGCAGGUCGGCCUCUAUUCCCUGGGUCUGAUGUUGAUGAUCAACUGAGAAGAAUAUUUAAGCUACUGGGUACACCUACUGAAGAUACUUGGACAGGAAUGAGUCAGUUACCAGAUUAUAAACCUUUUCCAUUAUAUCAACCCAAUAUGAGUUUAACACAGGUUGUGCCAAAGUUGGGCAACAGAGGACGCGACUUGUUGCAACGUUUACUAGUUUGCAACCCAAUGGGUCGACUUUCAGCCGAUGAUGCCAUGUUGCAUCAAUAUUUCAGCGAUUUAAAUCCAGCAGUGAAAAAUGAUCGAUGCUAGUUUUAAUUUUUUAUUUAAGUGUAUUUUACAUUUUUGUAUGUCUAGUCACUAAAUAUAAGAAUAAUCUUUUUUUUAAUAAACCAAGUUAAAUAUAGAGUUUUAUUAUAUUUAUUUAUUUAUUAAUGGACUUGUAGCUUAUGUACAUAAUGCCCC
Molecule: messenger RNA, 1298 nt
Organism: Brassicogethes aeneus
Lineage: Eukaryota; Metazoa; Arthropoda; Insecta; Coleoptera; Nitidulidae
Source: the annotation of a GenBank genome assembly